GGCCCCGGGGAGCCAAAAUGGCGGCGGCGCGGCGGCUGUGCAUGGCGGCGGGGCUGGGCAGGCGGUUCUGUCAUGUGCUGUUAAAAGAUCAUAAUCUGACAACUCGACAGCCUUUCCACCAGCUUCUGCAAAAAACACCAUCUCUUCCAUCUGCAGCAUGGCAUCGUGCAGUAAGAAGCAUGUUUAUUCAAACUCAGGACACACCAAAUCCAAAUAGCUUGAAAUUUAUUCCAGGAAGGGAAGUGCUGGAGUCGAGGACUAUGGAGUUUUCCACCCCAGCUGCAGCCUAUUGCUCACCUUUAGCAAGACAGUUAUUCCGGAUUGAAGGAGUUAAAAGUGUUUUCUUUGGGCCAGACUUCAUCACUAUCACCAAGGAGAGUGAAGACCUGGAUUGGAACUUGCUGAAACCAGAUAUUUAUGCAACCAUAAUGGAUUUCUUUGCCUCUGGCUUACCUGUAGUUACUGAUGAGGCACCUAGGACAGAUACAGCUGCUUCGGAAGAAGAUGAUGAAGUUGUACUGAUGAUUAAGGAACUGCUGGAUACAAGAAUCAGGCCCACAGUGCAAGAAGAUGGUGGUGAUGUUAUUUACAAAGGCUUUGAGGACGGGAUUGUGCAGCUGAAGCUGCAGGGGUCGUGCACCAGCUGUCCCAGUUCCAUCAUCACCCUCAAGAACGGGAUCCAGAACAUGCUUCAGUUCUACAUCCCUGAUGUGGAAGGCGUUGAGCAGGUUGUUGACGACGAUGAUGACGUGGAGAAAGAAGCAAAUUCUACUUGAGCUUCGUCAUCUGUGGCCAAAUAAACAUUUACCUCCUGGUGUAUGUAAACCAUCUUUGUCCUGAGGAACAAUCAAAUCUGCCUUGUCAGAAAAAUAGCUGUACUUACUGUGAGAAUGUACCAUCACUUCAAGCAGUUCAUCCACUAAUUUAUUAAAUGCCCUGUAUUACAAAAAAAUUGUUUUGCUCUACUUUGUGCUAUGUCUUUAGAAAGAAAUGGUGGGCUCAGAAAACAGUGAUGCAUUUCUUUAUUGUUUUUUCUUACAGAAACUUCAAUACUGAAAAAAAAGAGAAGGCAGAAGUUCCUUGGCUUUUUUGUGCUGUAGGAAUAUUAGAUGUUUAUUCUUCCAGCUUGUGGGACUGACAGAACUCUCUGCCCUUACUCUGUAAAUGGGAGCUUCAGGAACGUUAAUUUUAUCAAGUCUUGUUAAAAAGCUGCUGAUUCCUACCAAAUUUGUAUGUGUGAAAGAUAACCUA
Messenger RNA from Catharus ustulatus (Swainson's thrush), 1251 nucleotides. It is a transcript of the gene NFU1, whose product is annotated as NFU1 iron-sulfur cluster scaffold. NCBI's taxonomy places the organism in Eukaryota, Metazoa, Chordata, Aves, Passeriformes, Turdidae. Gene Ontology annotation, biological process: iron-sulfur cluster assembly. The transcript has 8 exons. Gene Ontology annotation, cellular component: mitochondrion. Bases 18 to 776 code for a protein of 252 amino acids. Gene Ontology annotation, molecular function: iron-sulfur cluster binding; iron ion binding. The record is from RefSeq and is a predicted model, not a curated record.